This is a messenger RNA of Dibothriocephalus latus, 798 nucleotides long. NCBI's taxonomy places the organism in Eukaryota, Metazoa, Platyhelminthes, Cestoda, Diphyllobothriidea, Diphyllobothriidae. The record is from the annotation of a GenBank genome assembly.
CUGAACAUUAAGAAAACGCGGACCACGGCCUAUCACCCACAAGGGAAUGGCCAAGUUGAGCGAACCAACCACACCCUUAUCAACCUUUUAAAAGCCUUUAUCGAACGUCACCCACCGACCACUUGGGAUGAAGUCCUACCGGCUUGUUUACUGGCCUACCGAUUCACGGUAAACGCCACCACUCACUACACGCCAUUUUUUCUCACCUGCGGACAGGAAAUGCAGCUCCCGGAGGAUUUAGUCCUUCCGUCGUCCGCAAAAGUCAAACAUGUCGAUACCUAUGCAUCCCGGGUCCGGAAAACCCUGAGAAUUGCGUCUGAAGAGGCACGUUUGCAUCUGCAAGAAGGACAGUGGCAUCAGAAAGCGUUUUACGACCGCCUAGCCCAUGGGACACCUUAUAAGGAGAGAGAUGUUGUAUGGGUGCCGGCCAAAUUUAACCCCGUCUGGGUUGGCCCGUAUGACGUCACUCGGGUGUUGUCUGAUACAACAUGUCUCAUCCGUCCCCACGACCGGCCGCAUGCCGCACCUUUCACGGAUCACUUUAACCGGCUGAAGCCAGCCCCCCCAAUUUAUGGCAUCCCCUGCCCGCCAUACGACGCUGGUAGCCCUCCCGUCGAGGACUACCUUGCGGUACCUUCUGGAGGCGGCAGUGCGAUACCCGAGGUAUACGACGACAGGCAACCAGUGGAGAAAGAGGUCGAAGUCCCCGUCGAUGGUGGACCCCUUGUUGAUUUGGAUAAUGCCGCUGAGGACAGCGUGCCUUUCGAAGGGGGAGCAAUGUUAAAGCACGUGGGAUAG